AUGCCAUUCCCAUCAAAUUUCCCUACUUAUCCAUCAAAACAGCAGUUUCUAGCCUACUUGGAGUCUUACACCAGCCAUUUUGGUCUACAACCUGUUUUCAACAACUCGGUGGUCAGUGCGGAAUUCGAUUAUCGACGGGAGUUGUGGAAGGUAAAGACUUUGGGAUCAAAACAAAUGGAGACUGAGUAUGUAUCCAAAUGGCUAAUUGUAGCGACUGGCGAGAAUGCUGAGGAAGUUAUGCCACAAAUUGAAGGAACGGAAGAUUUUGGGGGCACUAUUAUUCAUACUUGCUCAUACAAGAGCGGCAAAAUGUUUCGAGAACGGAGUGUUUUGGUAGUUGGAUGUGGGAAUUCAGGCAUGGAUGUUUGCUUGGAUCUCUGCAACUUUAAUGCUCGUCCCUCACUUGUGGUCAGAGAUUCGGUACACGUCUUGCCUCUAGAGAUGAUGGGAGUAUCAACGUUUGGAUUGUCCAUGUGGCUGCUUAAGUGGUUACCCACCAGUUUCGUGGAUCAAUUUUUGUUACUGGUGUCAAAUUUCAUGUUAGGUGACACUUCACAAUUAGGCCUCGAUCGCCCUAAACUUGGUCCUAUCGAACUCAAGAACAUGACUGGGAAGACACCUGUAUUGGAUGUUGGGACUCUUGCUAAGAUCAGAAGUGGGGACAUUAAGGUCUUCCCGGGUAUUAAGCGACUUAGACACCACGCAGUGGAAUUUGUUGAUGGCAGGAUAGAGAAUUUUGAUUCUAUCAUCCUAGCCACAGGUUAUAAAAGUAAUGUACCAUCUUGGUUGAAGGAGACCAACAUGUUUUCGGAUAAAGAUGGGCUGCCCCUAAAGCCAUUUCCAUAUGAAUGGAAAGGAGAAAAUGGAUUGUAUGCCGUUGGCUUUAGUAAGCGUGGUCUACCUGGCGCAUCAAUUGAUGCAAGAAGGAUUGCGGAAGACAUUGAGCUUCGCUGGAAAUUAAGAUGA
Messenger RNA from Dovyalis caffra, 966 nucleotides. The record is from the annotation of a GenBank genome assembly. NCBI's taxonomy places the organism in Eukaryota, Viridiplantae, Streptophyta, Magnoliopsida, Malpighiales, Salicaceae.